Molecule: messenger RNA, 486 nt
Organism: Penicillium canariense
Lineage: Eukaryota; Fungi; Ascomycota; Eurotiomycetes; Eurotiales; Aspergillaceae
Product: hydrophobin family protein
Exons: 3
Coding region: 1-486 (161 amino acids)
Cellular component (GO): fungal-type cell wall
Molecular function (GO): structural constituent of cell wall
Source: RefSeq, a predicted model, not a curated record
AUGCGCUUCUUCGGUGUCCCUCUUUUUGUGCUCGCGACUGGAGUUGCUGCGCUGCCGCCAAGCGCUGGCGGUGUAGGUAACGCCAAUGGUGUUGCAAAUAAGGGCAAUGUCGCUACGCGCUUCCCUGUCCCCGAAAGCAUGACGGUGAAGCAGGCGCAGGCCAAGUGUGGUGACCAGGCACAGCUCUCCUGCUGUAACAAGGCAACCUGGGCGGGCGAUACCACCGACGUCAACGAUGGUAUACUGGCUGGCACUCUGAGUCACCUCGUCGGGACCGGCUCUGGGGCUAAUGGCCUUGGUCUCUUCGACGAGUGCUCUCAACUUGACGUACAACUUCCUCUUCUUGUCGGCCUCGCAGCUAUCCAAGACCUAGUCAAGAAGGAGUGUCAGCAGAACAUCGCUUGCUGCCAGAACUCCCCCUCGAGUGCGAAUGGAAACUUGAUUGGCUUAGGACUGCCUUGUGUGGCUCUCGGAGCCUUGAUCUAA